AUCACAUCGUGCUCCCACACCACCGCCACCUCCUGCGGUUGCGGGCAGCGUGCCUUGUAAUCAGCGCAGUGCUGCGGUGCCGUUUAUCGGUGGCUAUCACGCUGCUGGCGCUGUUCGCGUUGGCGCGCGGUGAUCGCUGCUGAUGUGCUGCCCAUCGAUCGCAGCCUCGGGCCAUUUGCGUUCCUCACGUCUGACUUUUGGAGGGUUGCUUGGCACGUGGAUCCAGAAGAGAAGAUUCUGCUGAGGACUGGCUAUUGCUCCUGGUUUGAAGAGAAGUGACAUUAGUUCAACAUGAGUGUGAUGUUGGAAACCCCUGAGCUGCCGGCAGUGUUUGAUGGGGUGAAGCUUGCUGCAGUCGCUGCUGUUCUCUAUGUUAUCGUUCGCUGCUUGAAUUUAAAAAGCCCCACUGCCCCCCCUGAACUCAUCUACCAGGACUCUGCUUUGUCCCGCUUUCUGCUCAAAUCCUGCCCGCUGUUGACCAAAGAGUACAUUCCACCCUUGAUCUGGGGGAAGAGCGGGCAUAUCCAGACAGCCCUUUAUGGAAAAAUGGGGAGAGUGAGAUCACCACAUCCGUACGGACAUCGCAAGUACCUCACGAUGCCAGAUGGAGCAACAGCAACCUUUGAUCUCUUUGAGCCGCAGUCUGAGCACUGCAUUGGAGAGGAUGUCACAAUGGUAAUCUGCCCUGGGAUUGCUAACCACAGUGAGAAGCAGUAUAUCCGCACUUUUGUUGACUAUGCACAAAAAAAUGGGUACAGAUGUGCUGUCCUGAAUCACUUGGGGGCCUUACCAAAUAUUGAGCUCACUUCUCCACGAAUGUUCACAUAUGGUUGCACCUGGGAAUUUGGAGCCAUGGUGAAUUACAUCAAGAAGACCUACCCUCAGACCCAGUUGGCUGUGGUAGGCUUCAGCCUGGGUGGAAACAUUGUGUGCAAGUACCUGGGAGAGAACCAGGCCAACCAGGAGAGGGUUCUGUGCUGUGUCAGCGUGUGCCAGGGGUACAGCGCGCUCAGGGCACAGGAAACCUUCAUGCAAUGGGAUCAAUGUAGAAGAUUUUAUAACUUCCUCAUGGCAGAUAACAUGAAGAAGAUCAUCCUUUCUCACAGGCAAGUUCUUUUUGGAGAUAACGUGAAGAAGCCACAAAGCCUGUCAGAUGCUGAUCUGAGCAAACUCUAUACAGCAACAUCCCUUAUGCAGAUUGAUGACAAUGUUAUGAGGAAAUUUCAUGGCUACAGUUCCCUGAAGGAGUACUAUGAAGAAGAAAGCUGCCUGCAUUACUUGCACAGGAUCUACGUUCCUCUUCUGCUUGUUAAUGCUGCUGAUGACCCUCUUGUGCAUGAGAGCCUUCUGUCAAUUCCAAGAGCUCUUUCAGAGAAAAGAGAAAAUGUCAUGCAUGUGUUGCCCCUUCAUGGAGGCCAUCUGGGCUUUUUUGAGGGGUCUGUGCUAUUCCCAGAGCCUCUUACCUGGAUGGAUAAGCUUGUGGUGCAGUAUGCCAAUGCCAUCUGCCAGUGGGAGAAGACAAAGUCUCACUGCUCAGACACAGAGCAGGCGGUAUCUGGCCAGGAGUAAUUGACCCAAAGACUCUGGAUCACUUCAGUAUAUCUCCCCCUUUGGGAACUCUUUGUUCCCUCACCUGCUGCUUCAGGUUUCCAUUCCUUUUGAUAUCCUAUGGCUGGGGUUUGAUCACAAAGUUUCCUGAUGAAUUGGAGUUAAAACAGAGGUUAAUAUCUGGUCAGAGAAUCUUCGCUUAUGUUGUCACUUGGGUUUGUAAUUUACUGCUCUGCUUGAAGAAUUGGAUUGCUUACUGUGACUUGUUACAGGGUUAUUGAGUUGAAGACAACUUGCUUUGAUGUAACAGAAGUUUCAGAUGUCAAAAUCACUUCACCAGCUGAUCAAGAAGUUGAUCUGCAGCAUAUAGUUAGAUGUAGAUGGCAGGGUACCUACGAUUCCUCUGUCCCAGUGCUAGAAAAACCCUCUACCACUCCGCAGGCCAGUCAGUGGUCCAGACUGUGUGCCACUAAAUUGUGGCUUGAAAAAAACAGGUGCUUGACUGCAAGUAGAGCACCAGCCUUGCACCAUCUCAAGGGAAUGUUUUACUUCCUAAGAGUGCAGAUACGCAAGUCUGUCAGGUGAGAAACGCUUAACUUGUCCAUGCUUCAGAUAUCUGUGGGUUGGGGCAUCUUUAUACUGGGAUUCCAGGAAGAAGAAAGCUGCAGACUGGUAAUGCCAGUUAAUGUUUCAGUGUAAACUUAUAUUCACACCAAGACCAGACCAAUCAUCUUGUCACAUUUGCUUCUUUUUAAAUGUAGUCAUAUUUUUAGUAAUGGAUUUCUUGUUUGAUACAGGACUUUUUAAAGCUGGCUCUGGCUUCCUAAUGGAAGAUUCUGGUUAAGAAUCUACAGGACCUUUUUGUGAGCUCAGUAUCUUUUAAGAAUAUUUUGUAGUAGGUACUCUGUUAGGGAUUGAACUGUGGGGGAAGAACGUAUCUAUUUAGAUUUACUCCCCUUGUAUCAGGGUAGAUCAUACCAAAAUUCUUGCCCUUAACAUUCAAAGAAUUUAAUGGUUUUCAGACACAUGACUUGCCUUACAGUUGAUGGGAAGCUGAUGGGUCUAGCCCUGUCUAAAUAAAAUGAUAUCUUUGUCAAACUACUUCCAUAUCUAUGUUAAUGCUGCAGGAUUUUACUGGCUCUUCACUUGAAUUCCUUUCACACACUCAGACAUUCUCUUCUAGUUUGCACAUGCAAAGUGACGUGUGAUAGCUGUUUGCAGGAAAGAUGCAUGCUCACUUGUGCUUUUCCCUCAGGUGGCUUUAUGGUCUGUGCCAGGACCAAUACUGAGGACUCUCAUUUAUCCCCUGGUAGGAAGGUUGCCCUGUGACAAGCUGGAGACUGAAAAUUUGUGGUGGAAAUCUUUUUUUUUUUACUGUUUGUUCUGUCAAUAUUCUUGUCUCAUUAAUCCAUGCUCGGGACUUCUUUAUCACAGUGGCAGUGAAACUCUUUUCCUGUCAUGCUUCCUGCAUCAGUUAGCACUUUAUUGCUUUAGCCUUGGUUUGUGUUUCAGGCACUUUAGUGUAUAGUUUGAGUGAAACAAGCUGCAAGACUUCAGUGUGGUGAUAUGGGGGAGCAAGCCUUCUGGACUGCCUUGUCCUGAACUUCAUUCAGUAGGUUGCAGAGGUAGGUUUUUAUUUUAAUAAAGCAAUAACUAACUAUUGUAGCAAAGGUGCAUUAUCAUAUCAGGAAAUUCCUUUCAGUUUGCCUUAGGCCAGACACCUUGGCCUGCUGCAAUGAACUGUGGCUAUCUCCUUGUUACUAAAUCCAGGUUUCUUUUUUUUCUUCCUUAAAGGAAAGAUGCAGCCAAGUAAAGCUACUGCAGUACUUGGUCAUGCUUGUGGGUGUUCCUUCAGAGCUAUUUUAGGGCAUGAGUUAGAAAGGGUAUUCUUAGCUGAUGGAUAUCUUGUGUGUGUUGUUAUCCUCGUAUUCAUACUGCAUCUGUGUAUAUCAGUAAAAAUCUGUCACACAGGAAAUGCAGAUUUUUGCUCAAGUGACUGUUUGUUCCUGUCAUUCUCACGGGAUGUGACGUAAAUAUGUUCUCACUUCAGCUGAAGUAGGGUAUAAAUAACAUUUGUAGGCAUCAGAUAGAUACAGCAUCAAUUGAGGUGUGUAGGGUAUUUUUUUUCUGUCCAGUGGGUUACAACUUCAGAAAUGUUUCAGCUUUCAUAACAUACUACAUCUGUAGCUUACACAGGUCACAGCAGUCUGCCCUGAGGAGGCAAAGCUGCUCUUCCCAUGGCAAGAGGUACCAUCUCUGAAAUGCUUCACGUCCUGCCUCAGUCCAGCUUUACUGUGCUGUGAGAUGAAUAUCAACUCCAGGCAGCUCUGGCUGAAAUUCUGCCUUCCUUCACAGGACCCCAAACUUGAAGGAACAGUUCAGGUGUUGACUGAUCCAGAACAUGAAAGGUACCAGUGAGAGAGAAUUGUUUGCUUGCUUCUGUGUUGAGGUAACAGAGUGCUUUUCCACCAAGUCAUGCCAGUUCAUCUGAAAGCAGAGCUUUGUUAUGGAAAGGUUUUCCUGAAGAGCUUUUCCACCUUCCUUUUUGUAACAGAGAUCAUCCUUGACAAACCAGGUUUUGAAACAGGGUUUUCUUGUUUCCGAGAUGGAAGAAAUUACUUCCUCAAAUGCACCUUCAUUUUGAUCCGGCUGCUAUUGCAGAUGGCCAGUCAAUCAUAAACCUUUUUAAGCACGUGUUUCCAAAAAUGAGGUAAACAUCUGGGCAGUUCUUAAUGCAGCAGGAGCUGUAGCUUUGUGGAAUCGAGAUUUUGCUUUAGGACUUUUUUCAAGAGAUGCUCUUGCUUUCUGCCCUGCAAUCCAUCCCUUCAUAUUUCAGAAGUGCUGUGAAAUUUUUGAAACUUUCAACUAGAGAAGUGAUGUAGGUCUGUCCUGCUCAGUUGAUGCUUUUUGCACUUUCCACCUGCAUCCACAGCUGCUCACACCACUUGUGGUUGGACAACUAAUAGCUUGUUUGAGAAGGAAGAACUUUGGUGUAGUCGCAAAGGUUCCUGAAACUCACUAACUUGAUGUAGGUGGAAACAGUAAAAAUCUGUUCUUCCCAUCCCACCCGAUUUGAUGCUGCCUUUUCAAAGCAAUAUUCAUUUUGUCAAACUUUCAGCAGUCAUGUGGAGAUCUCAAGGAAGCAGUAGAAGAAGAGAAAGGUAGGCUGCAGUGCAUGUUACCUAAAGACGUUCAAAAAAAGAAAUCCACUGC
Messenger RNA from Lagopus muta (rock ptarmigan), 4761 nucleotides. It is a transcript of the gene ABHD2, whose product is annotated as abhydrolase domain containing 2, acylglycerol lipase. Gene Ontology annotation, molecular function: acetylesterase activity; monoacylglycerol lipase activity. Gene Ontology annotation, biological process: medium-chain fatty acid catabolic process; acylglycerol catabolic process; sperm capacitation. The coding region runs from base 292 to 1569 and encodes 425 amino acids. Lineage: Eukaryota; Metazoa; Chordata; Aves; Galliformes; Phasianidae. Gene Ontology annotation, cellular component: sperm flagellum; sperm plasma membrane. The transcript is spliced from 11 exons. The record is from RefSeq and is a predicted model, not a curated record.